AUGGCCGGGAGCUGCGGGUUGGAGGGCAGGGCACGGGGUGACGCUGCUGCUCUCUGCUCCCUUCCAGGGCGCCCCGGAGCAGCCCCGGACCCGCGGCUGCAGCCGGAAUGUCCCGGACUCGCUCUGCUCGGGAAGAGCCUUUUGCCUGGGGAAGGGCCCAGCGCGGUGCCCGCUGCGCUGCCCGGGAACGCCGCCCGCGAUGGGACCUGGGAGGCGUGCGCGGAGUGGGUGUGUAAGGACCAGUGCCUGCCCGUGGCUGCUGCAACGCCUGCACCGGGGAAGAAGCCGGAGCCCGGGCGAGGGCCUGCGGCAGGGAACAAGCCCGCACUGGCUGGGAACAAGCCCGCACUGGAUGGGAACAAGCCCGCACUGGCUGGGAACAAGCCCGCAGUGGAUGGGAACAAGCCCGCAGUGGAUGGGAACAAGCCCACACUGGAUGGGAACAAGCCCGCACUGGAUGGGAACAAGCCCGCACUGGAUGGGAACAAGCCCGCACUGGAUGGGAACAAGCCCGCACUGGAUGGGAACAAGCCCGCACUGGAUGGGAACAAGCCCGCACUGGCUGGGAAGCCGGACACAGGGAAGAAACCCAGUUCAGGGAAGAAGCCAGCAUGUGGGGGGAAGACUGAGACCCAGGAGAAGCCAGAGGUUGUAGCAGAGCCAGGGGCUGGAGGGAAGCCGGGCACUGGAGAGAAGCCGGACACUGGGGAUAAACCUGUGCUGGGGGAGAAGCCAGAGACUGGGGGGAAGCCGGAGGCUGGGGAGAAGCCAGAGAGUGAGGGGAAGCCUGAGGCAGGAGAGAAACCUGAGUCUGAGCAGGGUGACAGCGGGGAGGAUGAUGACGAUGAUGAUGAUGAUGAUGACGACAAUGAUGAUGAUGAUGAUAAGGGUAAAAACGAGCAUGGUGAUGGUGAUGAUAAUGGUGACAAUGACGAUGGCAACGACGAUGGCGACAGCGAUGGUGAUGAUGAUGGAGAUGGUGAUGGCAAUGACGAUGGAGAUGAUGCUGGAGAUGAUGAUGGCGAUGAUAAUGGAGAUGAUGGCAGUGAUGAUGGCAACAGCAAUGGUGAUGACGAUGACAGCAACAGUGAUGACAAUGGCUAUGACGGUGAUGGUGGUGAUGAUGAAGACUAUGGAGAUGAUGAUGGUGCUGAAGAUGAUGACAGUGAUGAUGGUGGUGGUGGUUAUGGCGAUGACACUUGGUGA
Neopsephotus bourkii (Bourke's parrot) is the source of this 1206-nucleotide messenger RNA. RefSeq names its product S-antigen protein-like. The transcript has a single exon. Bases 1 to 1206 code for a protein of 401 amino acids. Lineage: Eukaryota; Metazoa; Chordata; Aves; Psittaciformes; Psittacidae. The record is from RefSeq and is a predicted model, not a curated record.